Messenger RNA from Closterium sp. Yama58-4, 1236 nucleotides. Lineage: Eukaryota; Viridiplantae; Streptophyta; Zygnematophyceae; Desmidiales; Closteriaceae. The record is from the annotation of a GenBank genome assembly.
AUGGGUCACGCUGCGUUUCAGCUGGUUCGUGCCGUAACCCUAACGGACACCUCUGGCAGCUCUCGCUCUUCUCCCAGUCCCCCGAGUAGCACCGCUCUCAGCCGCUUCCUCGGCCCCGCCGCGACGGCGACGGCGAGUCCGAGUCGCAUUCUCUGCUGCACGCAAUGGCGCUCCUCCAUUCUCAUUGGCUGCAGCGACGGCGCGCUGCUAGACUACCGCCCGGCAGGAGCGUCGGCAUCGGCAGCAGCGGACCAAUCCGCGCCUUCCGCGCCGCGUGUCGCGCCCGGUAGCGGCGGCGGCUAUGCGCUGUUCGCGAGGAAGGACGGUUUCGCGCCGUCCGCGAUUCUGCGACUAGAGAUCGCGCUGCCGACAGCUUCUGCUGCGGCUUCCGCUAAUGCGCCUGAUAGUUCCGCCAUCCCCGCCGCCGCCCCCGCCGUUUCCGCCGCUUCCGCCGCGUCCGGCGCUUCCGGGGCGGCGGGCGUGCUGAUCGCGCUGGCGGACUGCGUGAGGCUGGCCCCGCUGCCCUCCUUGGAGCCGCUGACGUGUCUCCCGCGCACAGCUGGCGCCACGUCAUUGGCGUGGGACGCGGAGGGCGGCGUGCUGUGCGUGUCGAUCAAGAGGAGAGUGCUCGUGCUGCGGUUCGACGGCCGUUCAGCUUUCAAGGAGGAGAGGGAGUUCACGUGUCCAGACGCCCCUCGCCUGCUCGCCCUGCCCUCUCCCACCACUCUCUGCGCCGCCACGCCCACCAAGUACCUUCUGCACCACAUUCCACCGCCCGGCACCGCUGGCAGCGGCGGCUCGUGGCGGGACAUGCUGCCGUGCGGGCAGGUGGCGCCUCCCAGCGUUGUGAAGCUGCCGCGUGGGGAGAUGUUAGUCGGCAAGGACAGCAUUGGUUUAUUCCUUGAUGCCGCUGGUCGCCCCCUCCGCUCCCACGGCAUCAACUGGUCGCGCCCGCCCUCCCACGUGGCUGUCAUGCCGCCCUACGCCCUCGCCAAACUCCCCAACUAUAUCGAGGUGCGAUCCCUGCUCCCAGGGCACGCCUUGGUGCAAACCAUCCCCCUGCGGGAGCAUGCAGCCCUGUGGACCCCUCCCACUUUCCCCGCUGCCAGUACUGGCAUUGAAGGCAGCAGCAGCAGGGCAGCAGGGCGGUCAGCCCGGGGUGUGUUUGCAGUGGCUGAGGAGAGUGUGUACAUCGUCGCUCCUGUCUCCCUUGCUGCCCAGGUGCGUGCUGCUUAA